AUGGAGGCUGAGGGUGGUCUUGGGCCGGUCCACCCAGCCUGUGCAGGUCACAUGGAACCCAGCUGCCCACGGUCUCCGUCCACACCCCUCAGGGUCGGGCCUCAGCAGGGUUGGGGGAGCUGGAACCCUCCCCGUCCUUGCUGUGGGGUCCCACAGGGGGCUGGCAUGUGGGUGUCAGGGUCCUGCGCCUCCUGCCUCCCACAGGGGUUGCUCUGGGUAGGUGCUGCCUUCCAGCUUGGUGGUUCUGGAGACUUAUUUCCCAUGAUCCAGGCCAAAAGGCCCAGUCAGCUGGUGGGGGUGCUUCCUGCCGGAGACCCUGCGCCCUGA
Molecule: messenger RNA, 327 nt
Organism: Rangifer tarandus platyrhynchus (Svalbard reindeer)
Lineage: Eukaryota; Metazoa; Chordata; Mammalia; Artiodactyla; Cervidae
Source: the annotation of a GenBank genome assembly